CAGGCGGUCCCAGGAGCGAUGUGGGCGGUGUUUCCAGCUGGAGACCCGCCCUUUCCCCUUAGCCAUGGCGGAGGUCUUGGAGUUCCUCGUCCCCACUGGCAACGGCAGGACCCUCCUCGUCCUGGGCCUGGAGACAAACGCGACAGAGCAUGCACUGUACUUAGCAUUUUCUGCUUUUGGGCCGCUCUACUCUGUCAGACUUCACAGAAAUGCUGCAGUUGCUGGUCCUGGCUAUUACGCCCUUGUCAAGUACUACUCCACCAGAGAUGCCAGCAGAGCGCAGCUUGCGUGCAAUCGGCAGCCACUGUUUCAGAAAUCAGCUUUGAAGGUAUGUCUCUGUACCAGGCAGAGGCCCUUCCCACAGCAAAACUUGGCUUUGAACAGCCACAAAUGCCAGGAAUUGGCCAACCAUUACCUCGGUUUCAACAGCUGGUCCAGUCGCAUUGUCACGCUCCAGGAUAUCUCUGGCUUUGAAGAGAACGAAGAGGAAGACUCCAGGGCUUUGCUGGCGAGCCAGCGUUGCAAGUAUCUGUGCAUUCAAGAAUUAACUAUCCCGCAACACAGCAUCUGCGCCAGAGGGGUCGGAGUGGCCGAAACUCCCGUAGACCCCAGCCAAGGGUUUCUCACAGCCACACGCAGUGCUCAGAAGCUUGCGGCACAGAAAGCACUCUCGGAUGCAUUUCAGAAGAUUGUCCUUGUAGUUCUAGAAAAUGGGAAGGUGGCUGUGGAGUUCAUCUCCCCCCAAGAGGACCUUGUAGACUGUUUAGCAGAUGAAGAACUCAAGGGGCUCCUCCAGGUGACUGACUUGUCCUUCUCACAACUGAAUCCUGAAGGAGAAGAGGAGAUCUUAUCUGACUUCAGCAUGGAUGGAGAAUAGCAGCUGGUGUCCUCAUGUUAGACUAGGAGGGCUUUGUCUGACCCCUGUGUCCUGUUUUCCUCUCCAUGCUAUGUAAGAGCAAGGGUCCCAGCCUUCUAAGUAUGUUCCAUUGUCUGGAAGCCGAUUCCAUUGUUCUGCUGAAAUUUGCACCUGAAUCCACUGAAACAACACCUCCCUAUUGGAUGGUUUAACAUUUCUGUAAUGACCUGUUAUGUUUGUGAAGGUUGUGCACGGGAGUGGUUCACAUUUCGCAGUAUUCCUUUUUAAUAAUAGAUUUGUCACUUAAAAAAUCAUUGUGUGUGUGCUUUUUUUUCCUACACAGGGAGUUGCUUUCUGUCAAUAAACACAAUGUGAGCUUGCUUUCCAUGUUGGCUCAGUAAAAA
Molecule: messenger RNA, 1260 nt
Organism: Heteronotia binoei (common prickly gecko)
Lineage: Eukaryota; Metazoa; Chordata; Lepidosauria; Squamata; Gekkonidae
Gene: RDM1
Product: RAD52 motif containing 1
Exons: 7
Coding region: 65-877 (270 amino acids)
Cellular component (GO): nucleolus
Molecular function (GO): RNA binding
Source: RefSeq, a predicted model, not a curated record